AUGGAGCCCAGCGCGCCGCCCCCGCAGCGUACCGCGGCUGCGAAUGCGCAGCCGGCGCGUGAGAUGAAGGAAAAAGGCAAGUGGUCCAAGAUGGGCGAGACGGUCUUUAACAAGACCGUCGCGGUAUCCGACUGGUUUGCAGGCUACGCCAACAGCGGGUCGAACAUGCUCGGCGGCGAGCGGUUUUGGCCUGCGUCGAACGACUUCCCGCUCGAGAUCGAAAAGUGUACACGUAUCCUUCGUUCCUUUACAUCCGAAGGUAUCCAAGUCAAGCCAGAGCUUUCAGAGGACGAGCGCAAGAAGUUUAAGCUCAAUCCCCCGAAAGUCACGAAAAAGAUUCCGCCCCAAGUGAUCCGCGAUGCAAAGGGCGUCUGUAUCUGGUCGAGUAUGAAGAGCGCGCUCCCGCCGUUUGGCGGCAUGAGUGGAUCGGGUCUCCUGCUCGGCCGCCUGCCGGACGGCUCGUGGUCGGCGCCGUCGGCGAUCCUGCCCAACUAUUACUCGGCCGGCUUUGUGGUGGGCCUGGAUCUGGUGGAUAUCAUCCUCAUUAUCAACACGGACGAAAUGCUCGAGUCAUUCAAGUCGCACAAGUUUGCGCUCACCGCCGACACUCACAUUUCCUCUGGGCCGAUCGGCGCGGCGUUCGCGGGGAGUAUUGACAUCAAGAAGAAGCCCGCACAGGUGUACUCGUACGUCAACUCGCGUGGCUUCUAUGUCGGCAUCGAGCUGUCGGGCCAGGCGUUCCUGGACCGCUUCGACGAGAACGAGCGCUUCUACUACUGGCCCGGCAUCAAGGCGGGCGAUAUCCUCGCCGGGCGCGUCAAGAUGCCGCCAGAGGUCGAGCCGCUGCACCGCGCGCUCCACGAGGCAGAGACGGGCGUCGCGCAGGGCGGUGUCCUGGAAGCGGUCAAGCACGACGUGGAGUUGCCGCAGGGGCCCGACACGUCGGUCCUGAUGGAGCAGAGCAUGGGCGUGCUCCAGGAAGGCGAGCGGCUCCAGCUCCCGCCCACGCCGGAGCAGCUGCAGGCGAUGGAGCGGAAUGGGUUCAAGGACGAGCUCGACGAGGAGCAGGAGCGCAAGCAACGCGAAGAGAAAGGAGAGAAAGGAAAGGAGAAGGACGGCGACGAGCUCGACGAGCUCUCCCUCGAGAAGGAUCCAGAGACGAAAGUAUAG
Messenger RNA from Malassezia japonica, 1170 nucleotides. RefSeq lists its product as uncharacterized. The transcript is spliced from 4 exons. The record is from RefSeq and is a predicted model, not a curated record. Gene Ontology annotation, cellular component: ruffle membrane. Gene Ontology annotation, molecular function: phosphatidylinositol binding. Lineage: Eukaryota; Fungi; Basidiomycota; Malasseziomycetes; Malasseziales; Malasseziaceae. Gene Ontology annotation, biological process: regulation of ruffle assembly. Bases 1 to 1170 code for a protein of 389 amino acids.